AUGCAUGGCUCAGACCCCAACGCCCCCAAGCGUGGUCUCUCUGCCUACAUGUUCUUCGCCAACGACAACCGUGAGAAGGUUCGCGAGGAGAACCCCGGCAUCUCUUUCGGCCAGGUUGGCAAGAUGCUCGGAGAGCGGUGGAAGGCUCUGAGCGACACCGAUCGUCGCCCUUACGAGGAGAAGGCUGCCGCUGAUAAGAAGCGUUACGAAGACGAGAAGGCCAGCUACAAUGUAAGUCAACACCCCUGCCUAUUCUGUGUCAGCCCAUGCUAA
Messenger RNA from Aspergillus piperis CBS 112811, 273 nucleotides. It is a transcript of the gene nhp6, whose product is annotated as high-mobility group nucleosome-binding protein. The record is from RefSeq and is a predicted model, not a curated record. Bases 1 to 273 code for a protein of 90 amino acids. Lineage: Eukaryota; Fungi; Ascomycota; Eurotiomycetes; Eurotiales; Aspergillaceae. The transcript is spliced from 2 exons.